This is a messenger RNA of Grosmannia clavigera kw1407, 1212 nucleotides long. RefSeq names its product pq loop repeat protein. Gene Ontology annotation, cellular component: fungal-type vacuole membrane. Lineage: Eukaryota; Fungi; Ascomycota; Sordariomycetes; Ophiostomatales; Ophiostomataceae. The coding region runs from base 1 to 1212 and encodes 403 amino acids. The transcript is spliced from 3 exons. The record is from RefSeq and is a predicted model, not a curated record. Gene Ontology annotation, biological process: basic amino acid transmembrane export from vacuole.
AUGGUUCCUCCGACAGGACCACUCAACCUCGGCGUGGAGGAGAUAUCUGGAAUUUGCGGGUCCAUAUCCAUUGCCUGUUGGGUAGUCGUCUUCUCUCCACAGAUUAUCGAGAAUUUCCGUCGCGGAAGUGCCGAUGGGCUUUCGCUUCAGUUCAUCAUUGUCUGGCUGGCAGGUGAUGUCUUCAAUAUACUGGGAGCUGUCUUGCAAGGAGUGCUGCCGACAAUGAUCAUCCUCGCCAUCUACUAUACGAUUGCCGAUAUUGUGCUCCUCGGCCAGUGCUUCUACUACCGCGGGUUCACAUGGAGAGACGACGUGGUGCCGCCAAAGGCCAAGACGCGGAAGACCAAGACGAAGCGCGCAGUUGGAACAACAGCUGCCGGGACAGUCAACGAAAGCAUCUUGUCCGAACGGUCAGCCUUGUUAUCCCAGGAUGAAAGCCACCGCAAUCAUCACCAUUCACAAGGGCAUGAUCACCACGAGCGCCGCCGUUCCAGCUGGUCGGCCCUCUCGCCCGCCGUCCCUUUUGUGUCCGAACUUGGCUCGUCCGAACACCACACCUCUGCCUCUGUGCCUUCUGCCUCUGCAUCUCCGGCCAGCGCCCGUUCGUCUGCCUCUCGCCUCCAGGCCACCGCCCUCAACUUUCUGGCUAUACUCAUGGUCUGCGCCGCCGGUGUGGCUGGCUGGUACUUGAGCGGUGGUGCCCAGGAGAAGAAGAGCCAGCCGCCACCAUCGGGCGAGGACGGCAGCGGCGACGAUCCGCUCGUGUUCAGCGUCUGGGGCCAAAUCUUUGGCUACUUCUGCGCGGUGCUGUACCUGGGCUCGCGGCUGCCACAGUUGCUGCUGAACUGGCGGCGACAAUCGACAGAGGGCGUGAGCAUGCUGUUUUUCUUGUUCGCAUGCCUCGGCAAUCUGACGUAUGUGCUGUCUAUCUUCGCGCACGAGGAGCACAGAAACUACCCACCCGGAGAGGCGCGGCGCCGAUACGGGCGCUACCUGCUUGUCAACCUGUCGUGGCUGGCUGGCAGUCUGGGCACGCUGCUGCUGGACAUGGGAAUCUUUAUCCAGUUUUUCAUGUACCAGCGGAUAGAGGAUGACGGCAGCGAGGAUGACGGAGACGACGCAACAGAGGUUGCCACCUCCUACAGCGAUGAUGAAGACGACGACGAGACAUUUGAGCCCAUCCUUCAGCGAAACACAUCCUAUUAUGGUUGA